Molecule: messenger RNA, 1369 nt
Organism: Paecilomyces variotii
Lineage: Eukaryota; Fungi; Ascomycota; Eurotiomycetes; Eurotiales; Thermoascaceae
Product: S-adenosyl-L-methionine-dependent methyltransferase
Exons: 3
Coding region: 263-1282 (339 amino acids)
Molecular function (GO): methyltransferase activity
Source: RefSeq, a predicted model, not a curated record
CCGAUGGCCUUGAGGGAACGAGGCUCGAGGAUCAAGAUAAUCUUAACUUGAGCCCCUCUUCCCUCUUAUUCAGUACCGAGUCAGAUCUUCGACACUUUCUGGAGGGAUCAGAUCUCGGUCCUGUUCUGUUGACGUCCUUUGAAACAAACUUAUUUCUCACCCGGAGCACUUGAUAUAUAUCGUUACACUGGGACGAAUUAAUUGGUGCCGUGCUUGUCUGGGUUGAAAUCAAGCUUUCUUCGUUCUGCAUAGCUUCAAACCCAUGGCUGAGGUGCCAGCACCACCACACUUUGAUAAUGAUACUCACGGGCCUAAUAUCGCUGUUGACGACGAUCCUGGCUAUGAUUCCUAUUCCCUAACGGGCGAUCAAGAGACCGACACAACGUCCAUCAAGUCAUCGAUAUAUCGUUACCGAGUGGAACAUGGACGACGGUAUCACGCGUACAAGGAUGGCGCCUACUGGGGUCCGAACGAUGAGGAAGCGCAGGAAACUAACGAUUUGGCGCAUCAUGUUAAUCUACUCAUGAUGAAUCAAAGAUUAUAUCUUGCUCCGUUGAAUAAACCUCAGAAAGUCCUCGACGUUGGCACCGGAACCGGUAUCUGGGCAAUAGAUUUCGCAGACCAACACCCCGAAGCCGUGGUCAUCGGCACAGACCUCUCCCCCAUCCAACCACGCUGGGUCCCUCCCAAUCUAUAUUUCGAAGUCGACGACGCAGUCGAGUAUCCGUGGAGAUUCGGCCCUAACACUUUCGACUACAUCCACGUCCGAGACCUCUUCGGAUGCAUUCCCGACUGGCAUCAAUUCAUGCGUCAAUGUCUCGACUGUCUUAAACCAGGUGGAUAUCUCGAAAUCUCCAACGUCAGCGUCUGGGUUGACUGCGACGAUGGCUCGAUUCCCAAUGAUCCGAAUCAUCCGCUCCGUCGCUGGGGUACGGUCUUCCGUGAAGCGGGCCGAGUUACGGGCAAGACGACUGAGAUUCUCGAAACGCAACGCCAAGUAAUGAUGGAAUCUGGCUUCGAAGACGUGCAAGAGGCGCGGUUCAAGAAGGUUAUUGGACCGUGGCCGAAGGAUCCAACUCUGAAAGAGCAGGGUCUGUUCUAUCAAAUUGAAUGUCUCCAGGGGUCCGAGGGAUGGGCGCUCGCGUUCCUGACUCGUGUCAUGAAGUGGGAGAUUGAAGAGGUCAGGAUGUUCUUGGAUGAUUUCAAGGCUUGUGUGAAGGAUAGGCGUAUACAUUCGUAUAGUCCUGUUUCAGUAGUGUGGGGACGGAAGCCAGUGGUUUGAUUAAUGCAGUAUACUGUACGUGCGUGUGAACAGGUAGAUGGUAUUGCUAAGUUAUGACAUAAUGAGCGCUGUAGAAUUAAUUCUGGU